UCUCAAGCGUUGCAGUCGCUUUCCAUGCGGACUCCAAUUUAAAGCCAAAAAACGUUUUAGCCUCGUCUUCUCGUCCCGUGUAUAUAUUUAUUUUUUGGCCAACAUCUGCGUGUUCGCCAAUAGAUUGGCGUGAAAGUGGUUCAGAUCAAUCCCAAAAUAACUCAGGAUACGGCUUCAGUGAUUGCAAUUGUCGAGCACAGUAAUCGAGGAGUUGCACAGCCUUCAUUAUGUUUCUCACAAAGAGUUCAAGUGCGCGGCACUCGCUGCUGCUGCUUCUGCUGGCCCUCUGCUGCCUGUCCAGUGCCUUUGGUGCCAAGAUAACCAAGAAGGUGGUGAAGGUGCCCACGGAGAAUGGGGAAAAAUCAGAGGCGGAGUCGGAUGCAGCUGCUGUUGCUGAUGCAGCCCCAGCUGAGGAGGCAAACGAUGAAGAUGACGAGGAGGAUGACGACGACGACGAUGACGAGGAGGAGGAGGCGGCGGCGGCUUCUGCAGACAAAGAGGCAGAAGCAACGACUGCGACUUCAGGCAACCACAAGAACCCCAAUGCAGUCCAGGCCUCUACGGAUCCCACAGAUCUCAGUGUCUGGGGUAUGGUGCGUACUCUUUGGGGCUGGCUGCGCAGCGAUCUGAGUGAAAGCCUAUUCGGCGACGAUGACGACAGCGACGACGGAAAGCCAGCGUCCGGCAGCUCAGCUGUGGAAGGUCGUACCUUUGGCAAGAUUCGUCGCCUGCAGAUGGCUCUGAUUCCCAUCAUCUUUAAGUUUGGAGUGCUCUCUGCCAUGGUUGCCUUUUUGGUGGCCAUUGGCAUGAAGUCGCUGUUCCUGCUCAAGGUCCUGGUGGUGAUGAAUGCCAUCGCCAUUCUGGGCAAGUUCAUCACCCUGAAGUCUAGUCUCUUUGGGCAGUACGAGCACACGGCGCCGUCGUUCAACUAUCCCGGCUGGAACCCGCAUGCCAAGGAGUCGUGGGGCAGCACUGGAGUUGCCAGCGGACCCGGUGGCCAUCCGCCCAGCAAGGAGAUUCACCUGCACAUCCAUGGCAAUGCCCAGACCCAGGCUCAGCUGGCCGGUCAGGGCUACCAGUACGAGUCGCAGACCGGCGGUUGGGCCAGUCGUUCGGAUCCCUACGGAGCCUACGCUCCCACGGGCCAGUUCUCGACGGAUGUUCAGCAGCCGGAGGCUGGAGUGGUCCGAGAGGGUGUGCCCAACACCACGGAUCCCAUGUCCCUGCUGCCAACGAAAUACCGAGCGAGGACCUUCAUCCGAUGAGGAUUAAGUUAGGAGAGAGCUGUUCCAAAUGGGUUCCGCAUGGAAGUCAACGACCACCGCUAGCACACACACACACCUUUAGUCAGCGACUUUUCGAGGACGCAGCUUUACGUACACCUAAAACUCUAGAGUUACGAGCUUAGUUUUUAAUUAAAUUAUUUGCCCCAAAGUAGCCUUAAAUGAUUGAUAAUUUGUAAUAAAUAGUAUAAUAAUAUAAA
This is a messenger RNA of Drosophila kikkawai, 1483 nucleotides long. RefSeq lists its product as uncharacterized. Lineage: Eukaryota; Metazoa; Arthropoda; Insecta; Diptera; Drosophilidae. The record is from RefSeq and is a predicted model, not a curated record.